Messenger RNA from Fusarium proliferatum ET1, 1086 nucleotides. RefSeq lists its product as uncharacterized. The transcript is spliced from 3 exons. NCBI's taxonomy places the organism in Eukaryota, Fungi, Ascomycota, Sordariomycetes, Hypocreales, Nectriaceae. The record is from RefSeq and is a predicted model, not a curated record. The coding region runs from base 1 to 1086 and encodes 361 amino acids.
AUGCCGAACCUCGAGAAGGAACUUCACAAUGGUAAUGGUAAUGGUAAUGGUAUCAAUGGAAACACAAAGAUUGACGAAGACUCCUGCAUCAACCCCCACAGUUUUGGCAUCAUCGGUGGUGGAUGGUAUGGCUGUCACAUUGCAACAUCGCUUCGCGCUCUCGGCUUUCGCGUCAAAUUGUUUGAACAGCAUAGCGACUGCUACAUGAAGCAUCUGGCAACAACCAGUUCAGGCUGCAUAUGGGCUUCUAUUAUGCCCGUCACAGUGUCAAGAGAUGGCUUUAUGCGUUUCGUCGAGCACUACCCCGAACUCAGCCGCAUUGUGCCCUUCAACAUCUACGCUGUACCCACUCAAGAUUCCCUGCUUGAUUACAAUACCUACAAGGCCACCAUGGCCUCAAGCGGGGUAGCGUUCACCGAAGGGGCACCUGCGGGUGUUCAUAUCACUAACGUUGACGGCAUUAUGUGCGUGCCCAAGAGGGUUUUGCUGUUGAGCAAGGCUCGUGCCUAUUUUGAGGCAGCACUCAAAGGAGCCCUCGAGCUUGGGCAACAAGUGGAGGAUGGCGUCUUGAUCGAAGGUGAACGCUUUGACUUUGUGGUGGAUGCGACGUGGGGGCAUUACAUGGACCUGGACCUGGAGGUAAUAUACGAGGCCACCUUGUUGCUCUACUACGAGGGGCCUUCAGAAUUUCCGGCUGUGACUUUGGUCGAUGGCCCCCUGGCUUCCGUCUACCCUACCGAAAUGCCGGGGUUGUUUACCUUGUCUAGCGUCCCCCACACGCCUCUCGGACAAUUCAAGACUGCAGCAGAAGCUCGGGCGGCACGGGACGACGUUAGCCCUGCAACCAUAUCAGCCAAGCGGGCGCUUAUGGAGGAACAGAUUAUGCACUACCUCCCCACGUUCCUCAAAACGUUCCGUUACAUUGGCCCACAGCUUGCCGUCAAGACCAAGCCGCUAGGGGCUUAUGAUGACCGCAGCUGUCGAGUUUCGCGUCGCGGCCGAGUGUUUUCUGUCAUGUCGGGAAAGAUUGACACCAUCUUUUUCGCCCAUGAGCGAAUCCUCUCGCUGAUCGACGAUGGUAGUUGA